This is a messenger RNA of Sinocyclocheilus anshuiensis, 2627 nucleotides long. Its product is annotated as complement factor H-like. The record is from RefSeq and is a predicted model, not a curated record. NCBI's taxonomy places the organism in Eukaryota, Metazoa, Chordata, Actinopteri, Cypriniformes, Cyprinidae. The transcript has 17 exons. Bases 35 to 2425 code for a protein of 796 amino acids.
AAAAAAGGUACAGUACUUGUGAACUGAGCUCAAAAUGAGAGUUCCUGUAAAACUCCUCAUCUUCAGCUUUUGGUUGUUUUUCUUAAAUUGUUCCCGAUGUCAAGAAUGUCAUCGAGAGGACAUUAAAUAUGAAAACACAGAGCUAGCUGAGAAAGCUUCAUACGCUGAUGGUGAAACAGUGAGAGUGAACUGCAUGAUAGGUUAUAUCGGCUUGUAUAGAUUAAAGUGUGAAAAAGGAGAAUGGAAGAAAUCCAUUGAGCGGCCAUGUGCAAAGAAGAAAUGUAGUAAUCCAGGCGACAUACCAAAUGGUAAUUUUGAACUUGCAGCGGGGACGGAGUUCGUUUUUGGAGCAACAUUGGUGUAUACUUGUAAGAAAGGAUAUGAAAUGGCAAGCAGAAUCAAUCAGCGUACGUGCAGAGCUCAAGGAUGGGACAAUACUGUUCCUGUCUGUGAGGCUGUAAAAUGUCCAGCUAUUCGUACAGACCGGGAUGUAACUGCAUCAGGCAACACAGAGGAGGGAAGUUAUGGCAAUGUUAUUCACUUUGAGUGUGUAUCUUCUGGCAAAAAGAUAGACGGAAGUAGUGACAUUCACUGUGAAGAGACGGGAGAAUGGAGUGACGUUGUUCCAACAUGCAAAGAUAUAACAUGCACAACACCUGUCAUAUCAAAUGGAUAUGCUGUUGAGCAAAUGCCAGAAUACCAGAAAGAUGCCAUAUUAAAAUACAGAUGCAAUCCAGGGUUCAAGCCCAGAGAGGGAAACCCCAGAUGUGCUAAAUUUGGCUGGACUCUGAACCCAGAAUGUGAUGAAGUAACUUGUGAGCUUCAGUCAACCACAUAUGGAGUAGAAAAGAUCAACCCAGAGGGGAAAACUAUUUUCAGAGCUGGACAAAGUGUGGAGAUCACCUGCUCUAAAAAUUACUGGUUCUCUUUUACAAAAGAAACCAGCAAAACAUUUACAUGCCAAUAUAAUGGAGAAUGGGACGAUAGGAGGACUGUUUGUCAAGAGAUUAGAUGUGAAGUUCCACAUGACCGGUAUUUGUCUAGACCAUACAGUUACUUGAGGGGAGAUAUGAAACUGGGAGCAAAAAGAUCUUACAGUUGUAAGUUUGGAUAUCGUGAAACAGCAAAAGAGGCCACAUGUACACGAGACGGAUGGACACCAAAACCACUGUGUGCUGAAAUAAUGUGUGAAGCACCUAACAUCCCAAAUGCAGAGAUUGUGGAAGGUCAGAGACCAAACUACAGAAUCAAAUCAAGAAUAGAAUAUAAAUGUAGUCCUGGAUUUGAACCAGAGCAGCAUGUACCAAUUACCUGUGAUUUCCAGGGCCAAUGGACAAACAUACAGCAAUGCACUGAAAAAAUGUGUGAAGCACCUAACAUCCCAAAUGCAGAGAUUGUGGAAGGUCAGAGACCAAACUACAGAAUCAAUUCAACAAUAGAAUAUAAAUGUAGUCUUGGAUUUAAACCAGUGCAGCCUGUACAAAUCACCUGUGAUUCCCAACGCCAAUGGACAUACAUACGGCAAUGCACUGAAAUAAUGUGUGAAGCACCUAACAUCCCAAAUGCAGAGAUUGUGGGAAAACAGGGAUCACACUACAGAAUCAAUUCAACAAUAGAAUAUAAAUGUAGCACUGGAUUUGAACCAGAGAAGCCUGUAAAAAUCACAUGUGAUUCUCAACGCCAAUGGACAGACAUACAGACCUGUACUGAAAAAAUGUGUGCAGCACCUUACAUCCCAAAUGCAGAGAUUGUGGGAAAACAGGGAUCAAACUACAAAAUCAAUUCAACAAUAGAAUAUAAAUGUAGCACUGGAUUUGAACCAGAGCAGCCUGUACAAAUCACAUGUGAUUCCCAACGCCAAUGGACAGACAUACAGACCUGCACUGCAAUGUGUGCAGCACCUUACAUCCCAAAUGCAGAGAUUGUAGAAGGUCAGAGACCAAACUACAGAAUCAAUUCAACAAUAGAAUAUAAAUGUAGUCCUGGAUUUGAACCAGAGCAGCCUGUACAAAUCACAUGUGAUUCCCAACGCCAAUGGACAGACAUGCAGACCUGCACUGCAAUGUGUGCAGCACCUUACAUCCCAAAUGCAGAGAUUGUAGAAGGUCAGAGACCAAACUACAGAAUCAAUUCAACAAUAGAAUAUAAAUGUAGUCCUGGAUUUGAACCAGAGCAGCCUGUACAAAUCACAUGUGAUUCCCAACGCCAAUGGACAGACAUACAGACCUGCACUGCAAUGUGUGCAGCACCUUACAUCCCAAAUGCAGAGAUUGUAGAAGGUCAGAGACCAAACUACAGAAUCAAUUCAACAAUAGAAUAUAAAUGUAGUCCUGGAUUUGAACCAGAGCAGCCUGUACAAAUCACCUGUGAUUCCAAACGCCAAUGGACAGACAUACAGACCUGCACUGUUCAAAAGCCGACAUAGACAAGACGUUCUGUGUCGUUGAAUGAAACUCAGAGAUCUGAUGAUCCCUCAGAUGUGAAUGAAGAUGGAGAAACACGCUGAUGCAGGAGCAACUCAGACACUAACACACACACACAUACAAACACGCUUGAUACAUCAAUCUACUUGCUUAUGUUACAAAGUCAUCACUGAUUCAGAAUAAAGCUUGACAUUCAAACUGUUA